GGCUUGCAAUUGGUUGAUGAAAUGGAAUAUCGUAGCUUUUAGCCAGUAGCAAAACGCCACACUUGGUGUGUUGAGUAGGAAUAUUUCGACUCAUCACAUGACCAUCGACCACUUUAGGCCAUUUUUGAUACAAGAGAGUGUUUAGUUCUCUGCAGUUUAGUGCACGGAUAAAGUUCUGUUAACUUAGGAACCUGUAAAUACUCGAAACAGUAUUCUCGAAAUGGCGGAAAAGGAUAACCCAAUUUACGGACCCUUUUUUGGAGUCAUGGGAGCUGCCUCAGCUAUUAUUUUCAGCGCGCUGGGAGCGUCGUACGGCACGGCGAAGUCGGGCACAGGCAUCGCGGCGAUGUCGGUGAUGCGACCCGAGCUGAUCAUGAAGUCGAUCAUCCCCGUCGUCAUGGCGGGUAUCAUUGCCAUCUACGGCCUCGUAGUCGCAGUGCUCAUCGCCGGCGCACUAGACGCUCCCAAGAACUACUCGCCCUACAAGGGCUUCCUGCACCUGGGCGCCGGUCUGGCGGUGGGUUUCAGCGGUCUGGCGGCCGGCUUUGCCAUCGGCAUCGUGGGUGACUCGGGAGUGCGCGGCACAGCCCAGCAGCCGCGGCUCUUCGUCGGAAUGAUCCUAAUCCUCAUCUUCGCCGAAGUCUUGGGUCUCUACGGCCUCAUUGUCGCCAUCUAUCUCUACACUAAAUAGACGAACCACCAACAAGAAGAAGAAGACGAAGUGAAACGAAGAGCGCCACCACCAUCGUAGAGAGCGUGAGAGAGAAAGAGAGAGGAGGUAGUGUUGUUUAGUUGUAGUACUGUUUGAAAGUGUGUGUGUGAGUGAGAGGGUGUGGGAGAGAGAGAGAGUGGCUGUGGUUCAGCGGAGGGGGAGGGGUAAGUUGUAGCUUGGUAAGGAUUUUUGGCAGUGUAAAACACUGGUUUUUAUAGGAUAUGAAAAGUUUGAAGUGUAAAAUCCGCUGUUUUCUGGAAGGAUUGAAGAUUUGAAGAGAUUAAGUGUAAAAUCCGAUAGACUGUUUGUUGCCAUAAAUGAUGUUGAACUAUUGUUUAUGAGCUGGAGUUAGCUCUGAGAGUGUAGUGUUCUCUAUCACUCAACCUUGGUAGACCCCUGGUUUGUAGAAGGUCCAAGUGUUGGUCUGGGGAUUUGAGGUGCAACAACUAGAAAGUCUGAUUUGGUUCCAGGGGCCUUUACUGAAAAUGGAAAUGGUUGAAUAUGUUUGGGAUUGGUUUUAUGAGUUUCUCUGUUGGAUCAAACUAGUGCUCUAAAAUGGUGCUUUUAAGGUGGAAAAUUUACAUCGAGUUUUGCAAUUUUAUUCAUAAUCGUAGGAUAAUUUGCCAGAUGAAGAUUGUGAUUAGAGUUGUAAAUUAUAAAAAAGGUUUUUGUGCUUUUGAAGGAUUUUGGAAAUUUAUGGAAAAAUAGUGUUUUAUCAAAGUCUCUCAUUUUUAAUGUUGUAGAUCGACGACGUGUCUUUCUGACUUUUAAUUGGGAAAUUAUUUAAAAAAGUGCUGAACCACAGUCGCUUUGAUUACUCUACAAUUUUACAGCUUUGUUGAACUUGAAUAGUGUGUGUGCUGCGUAUGAUGACUGAGUGUGUGCGUCUGAAUGAUUGUAAAUAUUAUUAUCAGAAACCGAAGGAAUAUAGAAGAGAAUAUUACUAAUAUUAUUAGAAGCUUGUUCUUCCUGUUUUGUUACAAUUAUUGUUUUGUUUCAUGUAUAGAAAUUUUAUUUAUGUACACACUUUCCAUUUAAUAAUUAAAUCAAUAUUGUUGUUUGAAAGGCAGCAUACAAUUAUUACAGAUUUUGUUCCGGUACCAAACUAUCUGUACAUAAUUAUAUUGUUGGAAGAAUCAGUAAACCAAUUUAUUAUAUUGAAUAUUGUUUGAAAUUAUGAGAAAUAGUGAUAAUAUUGAAAUUAAUCUUUUCCUAGAAUUUGUUAAAGUCACUUGUACACAUGCACCCGCACACACAUACUCUCUCUCUCGCUCUCCUUCUCUAUUUCCUCUCUCUUUCUCUCUCGUAAAAUUUAUUUGUAGCUGAAAAUUUGAUGAAUAAAAAGUAAUUGUGUAAAAAUAAUUAGACUCUGUUCUUCGAUCACAUCCUGUAUGUUUUCAAAGCAUAAAUAUCUGAAAAACUUUGCAUUUUUCUUGUUGUUAUAAUAUUGUUGUCUACAUAUAAUAUGUGUAUUGAAUGAUAUGUUUUGAUUUUUAAAGAUAACUAUUAUAUAGUCUAAUAACUGAAUCGAGGAUUGUUUGUUAUUGCUAUUACUCUACUGCUGAUGGUGUUGAAAAAUAUUACGCUCUGAAACUUAAUUGUUAUCCCUCCUCAGAUUCGUUAUAAAUAUUACUCCUCCUCCUCCUCCUCCUUCAUUCUCCGGUGUUUCGUCGCACCUGAGUGUGUUCUCUCUCUAUGUCUGUAUUCUCUCUUCUCUUUCGCCCCUUCUUGAGAUGAUUGGUUAUGAAUGCAGCAUAGAUAUAUGUGUUGAUAAAAUAUAUCUAGCUUUAUAAUAAAUAAAACUUAUUGCGAACAUUCCAGAAUCAGUGUAAUGUAAAUAAUGUUAGCUAACAGAAUUUUGAAGUCGAAAAAACGUUGCGUUUUGAUGCAAUCGACAUAACGUAACGUUUUACAAUAAUAAUAAUGAAGCAUUGGUGUACAGUAUAUAAAGUAUAUUUAUAUUUGUCAUAUCACACAUCAUAUAAUAUAUAAAUUUAGUAAUUAACUGUUGUUCAAAAACCAUCACUUAACGAUAUAAUUCAGUUGAUCGUUGUUGAAGUAGUUGAAACAAGUUGUUGUUUUUUUAACCGCUUUGUAAAUGUAAGCAAUAUACAAAUUUAUGCUGAAUAAAUAGCUGUUACGUUGUUUUCUGUGGAAAAAUAUUCUGUGCUAAAACAUGUAGAAGAACGACUAGACAGUUUGAAAGAUUGAUAACAAAAUACUACUAUCAAUUAACGAAAAUUGUUAGAUGUUCAAUAAACUAGUUCAUGUAUGUCGUCAUUUAAUGAUGUAAUAAAACCAAUAUUAGUAAAUUGUUGACAAUUGUUUAUUGCUGUAAACCAGAGUCAAAAUGGUAGAUAAAUUUCUGUUUGAUGACGUGUGAGAUUCUUCGUAAAAAUUCUGUAGCUGAAAAAUUCUGCACAAUUGUUGAAAUUUAACUCAUUUUAGACACUGAAACUAGGUUUGUUUGUUCGGUAGUGUAUGUAUGGUGUGAUAUGUAUGUUUCACUACAUAUUGUUUCACAUGAUGUAUGAGAGUGUAAGUAUGUGUGUGUGUGUUGCAAUUCUAUUAAUUGUAAAAUACUGUUUCGAGUUAUUUUAAGGUGUACUUAGGCCUAUAAGAUGGAGAAAUUAUUAUAAUCUAUAUAGUUUAAAUCUAUGGAAAACAGAUUCUUUAAUUUUACAAUUACUGAAUACUUGCAGCUGCCAUUACAGUUAAACGUGUUUGAUUUGUAUGAAGAUAACUCUUUAAAUUUUUAUCGAUAACAUUUAAUCUUGAAAAAACAGUGCAGAAGAAUAAUAGUAAUAUUAUUAGAGAAAGUUAAAUUUAAAUACAUAGGACAGCUAUACCAACAACCAUAUGUGUGAACAAUAAUGAUUAAUAAAGGUAUAUUUAGAAAGUUUGAA
Nilaparvata lugens (brown planthopper) is the source of this 3618-nucleotide messenger RNA. RefSeq names its product V-type proton ATPase 16 kDa proteolipid subunit (gene Vha16-1). Gene Ontology annotation, biological process: proton transmembrane transport. NCBI's taxonomy places the organism in Eukaryota, Metazoa, Arthropoda, Insecta, Hemiptera, Delphacidae. Gene Ontology annotation, cellular component: proton-transporting V-type ATPase, V0 domain. The transcript has 3 exons. The record is from RefSeq and is a predicted model, not a curated record. Bases 221 to 691 code for a protein of 156 amino acids. Gene Ontology annotation, molecular function: proton-transporting ATPase activity, rotational mechanism.